AUGUUGAAUGAGAUGCUUCAGUUACAAGAAAGGAUGUUUAAAACCCUUGUAGAUUCGCUUUUGAGCAAUUUCAAUUCUCGACUAGAUUCAGUGGUUGGAACUGUGGCUGAACUUAAGACUCGCCUAACAUGAUAUGCCAGAAGGACACAAAAGAAUUCAAACAAAGUCUUGAAUUCUCUCAGAAAGAUAUCGACGAGCUAAAGCCGUGUAAAACCAAACUUGCUGAGAUAGAGGAUGACAUCGAGGACAUCUACGACUCUAUCGACUACCAUAUGGACAAAUUAGAAUAUUUGGAGAAUCAGAGUAGACGAAACAACAUCAGAAUUUAUGGGAUCUUAGAAGAAGAAAACGAAUCGUGGGACACUACAGAGGAAAAAGUCAAACAAGUUCUAGCUGAGAAGCUCAACCUUGAAGAAGCGCUCCACAUCGAACGUGCUCAUCGUGUCGGUAGGGUUGCUUCUGGCCCUAGAAGACGCCCUCGCACAAUUGUGGGCAAACUUCGAGACUUCAGCAAAAGGAGAAAAUAUUGA
Molecule: messenger RNA, 530 nt
Organism: Porites lobata
Lineage: Eukaryota; Metazoa; Cnidaria; Anthozoa; Scleractinia; Poritidae
Source: the annotation of a GenBank genome assembly